Messenger RNA from Zingiber officinale, 495 nucleotides. RefSeq lists its product as uncharacterized. The transcript is spliced from 2 exons. NCBI's taxonomy places the organism in Eukaryota, Viridiplantae, Streptophyta, Magnoliopsida, Zingiberales, Zingiberaceae. The record is from RefSeq and is a predicted model, not a curated record. The coding region runs from base 1 to 495 and encodes 164 amino acids.
AUGGCAUCCACAAAAUCCUUUCGCCACCUGCUUCUGCUCCUCGUCGUCUCCCUCCUCUCCCUCUUCCGCCGAGUCGUCGUUGCCGCCGCCCGACGCCUGCUCUCCUUCGUCUCCCUGCGCGAGUUGUUGCUCCACCUCUCCUUCCUCCGCUGCAGUCUCCGACCCGUCACGCUCUACCUCGGCCACGCGUCGCUGCACAUCUGGGGCCCCAACCCCCGCCGCGCCAGCCAGAAGCCUGCCCUCCUCCUCAUUCACGGCUUCGGCGGCAACUCAAAGUGGCAAUGGGAGUGCCAGAUGGGGGCCCUAUCCCACUCCUUCGAUCUCUAUAUUGUGCAGUACGUCGCGGAGGCGAUGCGCCUCCUCGGGUUCGCCCGGUACUCCGUGAUGGGGAUCAGCUACGGCGGGUUCGUGGCGUUCCGCCUGGCGGAGAUGGAGGCGGAGUCAGUGGAGCGCGUGGCGAUUCUCACCGCUGGAAUCUGCAUGUCGCCGAAGUAG